AUGCACCGGCCUGGCCCCCGGCUGCAUGAUGUGAGCCUUUACAUGCCUCAAGCCUGGGCGAUCGGCUCCAGCUGGCCUGUCGCCAUUCACAGCAAAGCAUCAAAAUCCAACGGCUGGUUCACCAUCUCGGCGGAGAUCGAGAACCUUUUACUACUCUCGAAGUUUACCCUGAACUGUGUCCACAUGUCGCUCUCUGUUUGGCCUGAAACCCACUCAGCAGUCGACUCAGACACAGCUGUUCAAAGUCGAACUGAAGUUAUCUUCACGGCCGUGGAGUUUCAGGAAGAGCCGGGCAUGUUCACCAGACUCAAUCGACGAGUGAGAGCCUUUGAUCCAGCUAGCUGGACGUUCAAUGAAGCGUUGACCCAAGCGCUCAACGAGGCGUUGAGCGAAAAAUUCAAACGAAGCUGUUUGACUUGGGAGUUCGAUGAGGCUGUUGAGCUCGCAACUAUGGCACAAAUUGAGCUGACGAUAACCUAG
Exserohilum turcica Et28A is the source of this 480-nucleotide messenger RNA. RefSeq lists its product as uncharacterized. NCBI's taxonomy places the organism in Eukaryota, Fungi, Ascomycota, Dothideomycetes, Pleosporales, Pleosporaceae. The record is from RefSeq and is a predicted model, not a curated record. The transcript is spliced from 2 exons. Bases 1 to 480 code for a protein of 159 amino acids.